Molecule: messenger RNA, 931 nt
Organism: Leptinotarsa decemlineata (Colorado potato beetle)
Lineage: Eukaryota; Metazoa; Arthropoda; Insecta; Coleoptera; Chrysomelidae
Product: odorant receptor 4
Biological process (GO): detection of chemical stimulus involved in sensory perception of smell; sensory perception of smell
Cellular component (GO): plasma membrane
Molecular function (GO): olfactory receptor activity; odorant binding
Source: RefSeq, a predicted model, not a curated record
AGAAAGUGUCAAAAAUAAGUAUCAUAUAUUUCUUAUAAUGACUACAAUUUCCAGUAUUAAUUUUUGUAUCGGAAGGUUUCUAAUUGACAAGAGACGUAUUGGAAAUAAUUUGCCAUUCGAGGCUUACAUACCUGAGUGUGUUCCAUUCGAAGUUUUAUUUGUCUAUCAAUGUUUAAUUGCUUUCUUAUUAGUUAUUUCCAUGUUUGCCAUGGAUAUUCUUAUAUUAACAAUAAUCACACUAAUGGCUAUUCAGUUUGAAGUACUCAAUAGGGCUAUAGUAAAAAUUUUUGAAGACAUGCCGAACUCAUGUGAAGAUUAUUGCAGUAUCAAGAUGAGACUGAAGAAAUAUAAUGAUCAUCAUACUUUUUUGAUGGGUUUCAGGGAUCAAGUGAACAAUACAUUUUCAGCAGGAAUGUUGGCAUACAUGGGAGUGAUCAUUCCAACGCAAUGUAUUGAAUUGUACGUCUUAACUUCACAGAGUUCUGCAAAAGAAAGCAUCAGAGCAAUACUUUAUGCGACAACAAUGUUCUUUGAAUUUUUCGUAUGUUAUUGCUUACCCGCACAACAUCUAGCAGAUGAGGUCGAUAAGUUAUCAGAAAAUAUUUAUUGCAGCAAGUGGUACAAAUAUCCCCAAUAUUCAAAAGAUGUUCUAAUAUUGGUGGGAAAAUUUCAACUGAAAAUGCUGAUCAGUGCCGGUGGAUUUGCAAAUAUUGAUCUCAAAACGGGUUUUGCAGCAUUAAAAACAAUGGUAUCUUACUGCAUGUUUUUGAGAACUAUGGGAUAUAAUUCCGAAGCAUGAGAAUGUUGGAUCAUUUUCCGACGGGAAACCAAUGAAGAUGAACACGUAGGUUUUGGUUUCAAUUUGGAAUUGUACUGUUCUCUGUUGCUUGUACUCUUUCCACAUACACUUCAAUAAAUGUUGCAAUUUUGA